Molecule: messenger RNA, 1897 nt
Organism: Cajanus cajan (pigeon pea)
Lineage: Eukaryota; Viridiplantae; Streptophyta; Magnoliopsida; Fabales; Fabaceae
Product: beta-fructofuranosidase, cell wall isozyme
Biological process (GO): carbohydrate metabolic process
Molecular function (GO): hydrolase activity, hydrolyzing O-glycosyl compounds
Source: RefSeq, a predicted model, not a curated record
UCAAAGCCCUUCCUCAUGGCCAUUUCUUCAAUUUGGUUGUUGGCUAUGCUGUCCUUCCUUCUUGGAAAUGGCGUUUCUCAUACUGAAACCUCCAAUCAAACUCUUUCUUCCACUUCUAGUUUAAACCAAACAUAUAGACCUUCUUUUCACUUCCACCCUUCCAAGAAUUGGAUGAAUGAUCCUAAUGGGCCUAUGAGAUACAAGGGACUCUACCAUCUAUUCUACCAACACAAUCCAAAAGGUGCAACUUGGAGCAACAAUAGCCUAGUAUGGGGCCACUCUAUUUCAAAGGACCUUGUGAAUUGGUUCUCAUUACCACAUGCUCUCACCCCAACCAAACCCUAUGACACUAAUGGUUGUUGGUCAGGUUCAGCCACUAUAGUUCCCCACCCUAGGGGCAAACCGGUCAUUUUAUACACAGGAAUUGACCACAAGUUUCACCAAACUCAAAACAUGGCUGUGCCCAAAAAUGUUUCAGACCCAUUACUUAGGGAAUGGGUGAAGUCCACAAAGAACCCUAUAAUGGCACCCUCACUUGGCAACAAAAUCAAUACAACCUCAUUUAGAGACCCCUCCACUGCUUGGCUAGGGCAUGACAACUGGUGGAGAGUUAUAGUAGGAGCCCAAGAAGGUGACAAGGGUAUGGCACUUUUGUUCCUAAGCAAAGAUUUUGUUAAUUGGGUCAAAGCCAAACACCCUUUGUUUCAUUCAGGCAAAAGAUCAACAAUGGGAAUGUGGGAGUGCCCUGAUUUCUUCCCUGUGUUGACCAAUGGCUCCUUUGUUGGCCUUGACACGUCAUUUGGGGGCCCUCACGUGAGGCACGUGCUCAAGGUUAGUGCUCUUGUUGGGUCACGUGAUUGUUAUCUUAUUGGGACUUAUGACACCACCAAGGAUAGUUUUGUUCCUGACAAGGGAUUUGAGGGGAGUGAGUCACUCCCAAGAUAUGAUUAUGGAAAGUUUUAUGCGUCCAAAACGUUUUAUGAUGGUGCUAGAAAGAGAAGAGUCUUAUGGGGUUGGAUUAAUGAAUCUUCAGUUCAAGAGGAUGACGUACAAAAAGGAUGGGCUGGGAUUCAGGCAAUUCCUCGGACUCUUUGGCUUGAUAAAUCUGGGAAGCAAUUAAUCCAGUGGCCUAUAGAGGAAAUUGAAAAAUUGCGUACCAAGCCUGUCAACUUGCAUUCCAGAAUUCUUAAGGGUGGCACAUUGCUUGAAGUUUCUGGAGUAACUGCAGCACAGGCUGAUGUUGAAAUUUCUUUCCAAGUGAACAAUCUUGAAAAAGCACAAGCAUUGGACCCUAGUUGGAAACUGGACCCCCAACUUCUGUGUAGUGGUGAAAAUGGAAAUGGCACAAAAGUAAUAAUAAAAAGGAGGUUAGGACCGUUUGGCUUGCUAGUUUUGGCUUCAAAGGGCAUGCAAGAAUACACUUCAGUGUUCUUUACGAUACUUAAAGCAGACAAAAAACACUUGGUGCUCAUGUGCAGUGACCAAAGCAGGUCUUCUUUGAAUCUCAAGAACGAUUUGACCACUUACGGGGCUUUUCUGGACGUGGACCCUCUUCAUGAGAACUUGUCACUAAGAAGCUUGAUAGAUCACUCCGUAGUGGAGAGUUUCGGGGGAAAAGGAAAAGCAAACAUCGCGGCAAGAGUUUAUCCCACGUUGGCAAUCAAUGAUGAAGCACACUUGCAUGUAUUCAACAAUGGAACAUUCGAUGUCAAGAUCACAAAACUAAGAGCUUGGAGCAUGAAAAAACCAAAGAUAAAUUGAAAUAAAGAAUAAAAAAGUGAUCCCUAACCUAUAUAUGUGUAUGUGUUUAAUAUCAUCAUCAAAUAAUACAGUGAUUUAGAUCAGUUAAAUUUGUAUUAUAUAAAAAAAAAUAUUUAAUAUGUUAUUUUAUUAAUUU